Rattus norvegicus (Norway rat) is the source of this 1600-nucleotide messenger RNA. It is a transcript of the gene Khdc3, whose product is annotated as KH domain containing 3, subcortical maternal complex member. The record is from RefSeq and is marked provisional. Gene Ontology annotation, molecular function: RNA binding. Gene Ontology annotation, cellular component: nucleus; cell cortex; cytoplasm. The transcript is spliced from 3 exons. The coding region runs from base 43 to 1347 and encodes 434 amino acids. Lineage: Eukaryota; Metazoa; Chordata; Mammalia; Rodentia; Muridae.
UUCUUUGAUUUUGCGGUUGGGUAGGCUUUCGACUGGUACAGUAUGGCCACUCUGAAGACGUUUCGGACGCUCGUUCAGCUGAAGCACAAACUAGGUAAAGCCUAUGAAAUUGUCGGAGAGCCCAGGCUGCCCAAGUGGUUCCAUGUCGAGUACCUGGAAGAUCCAAAAAAAAUGUACGUGGAACCUACGCUAGUGGAAAUCAUGUUUGGAAAGGACGGAGAGCACAUCCCGCAUGUUGAGUGUACGUUGCAUGUCCUGAUUCACGUGAACGUCUGGGGCCCCGAAAAGCAAGCUGAGAUUUUGAUAUUCGGACCGCCUAAUUUUCAAAAGGACGUGGCUCAGAUGCUUUCUAACGUGGCUCACUUCUGCCGCAUGAAGUUGAUGGAAAAGGAGGCUCUGGAGGCUGGAGUUGAGCGUCGUCUUAUGGCCGCCAGUAAGGCGACCACCCAGCCGACUCCCGUGAAGGUCCGCGACGCUGCCACCCAGGUGGCUCCGGUGCAGGUCCGCGACGCUGCCAUCCAGCCGGCUCCCGUGAAGGUCCGCGACGCUGCCACCCAGGUGGCUCCGGUGCAGGUCCACGAGGUAGCCACCCAGCCCGUUCCCGUGCAGGUCCGCGACGCUGCCACCCAGCCCGUUCCCGUGCGGGUCCGCGACGCUGCCACCCAGCCCGUUCCCGUGCGGGUCCGCGACGCUGCCACCCAGCCCGUUCCCGUGCGGGUCCGCGACGCUGCCACCCAGCCCGUUCCCGUGCGGGUCCGCGACGCUGCCACCGAGCCCGUUCCCGUGCAGGUCCGCGACGCUGCCACUCAGCCCGCUCCCGUGCAGGUCCGCGACGCUGCCACCCAGCCGGCUCCGGUGCAGGUCCGCGACGCUGCCACCCAGCCGGCUCCGGUGCAGGUCCGCGACGCUGCCACCCAGCCGGCUCCGGUGCAGGUCCGCGACGCUGCCACCCAGCCGGCUCCGGUGCAGGUCCGCGACGCUGCCACCCAGCCGGCUCCGGUGCAGGUCCGCGACGCUGCCACUCAGCCGGCCCCGGUGCAGGUCCGUGAGGCUGCCACGCAGCAGACUCCCGUGGAGGUCGCUGAUGAUACCCAGUUGGUUCAGUUGAAGGCUGGUGAAGCCUUCGCCCAGCACACUUCAGGGAAAGUCCACCAGGAUGUCAAUGGGCAGUCUCCCAUUGAAGUCUGUGAGGGUGCCACCCAGCGGCAUUCUGUAGAUGCCUCUGAGGCCUUGUCCCAGAAGUGUCCUGAGGAUCUUGAGGGGGGGGAUACCGAGACUUCCUUGGAUGACAGCUAUGUCAUAAUUCGCCCUUCAAGAGCUGUCUGGGAACCCUUUGUCAUGUUAUAAAUGCAUCUCUGGUGUGAGCCAAGAUAAAUGGCACACACCUGCAAAUCCAGAACCUAGAGGCAGGGCGUUAGCCUGGGGCUGAGUAAGGCCAGUGGUCUUAAACCUCAGCCUGCCUAAGACUGACUCCCUUCAUCUUUCUUUCUGGUUGUUUUUACCCUAGGAAUUGGGAAGAACGGAGUAGAGCGGUUUUGUUUCCCCCUUGUGUUACAUGUUUGCAAACAAUUUAGAGUAUUGGAAUAAAAAUUGCAUGCCU